Messenger RNA from Raphanus sativus (radish), 4581 nucleotides. RefSeq lists its product as uncharacterized. Gene Ontology annotation, biological process: telomere maintenance; DNA repair. The record is from RefSeq and is a predicted model, not a curated record. The transcript is spliced from 7 exons. Bases 51 to 4319 code for a protein of 1422 amino acids. Gene Ontology annotation, molecular function: DNA helicase activity. NCBI's taxonomy places the organism in Eukaryota, Viridiplantae, Streptophyta, Magnoliopsida, Brassicales, Brassicaceae.
ACAUCGACGAAGGUGAUGCAACACAUAAAUGUGAGCAUUGUGGGGCUAUCAUGUGGUUUGGUGAGCGCCUAAACCGGAAGAGAUAUGCCAAGAAACCUAUAUUUUCAUUGUGUUGUGGGCAAGGUCAGGUUCAGCUGCCACUGUUAAAAGAAUCCCCCGCCAUAUUGAAAAGAUUUUUGACAGAGAAUGAUGAAAUGAGUAGAUAUUUUCGUGAGAAUAUUAGAGUCAUCAACAUGGUUUUCUCAUUUACAUCUCUUGGUGGGAAAGUGGACCGCUCUGCUAAAAAAGGUAUUGGCCCUCAGAUGUUUCAGCUUCAAGGAGAGAACUACCAUUUGAUGGGUAGUCUAAAGCCACCAAAGGGAGAACCCAAGUUUGGUCAGCUUUAUAUUGUUGACACAGAAAAUGAGAUAGCCAAUCGAUCUGGUAUUAUCGGGAAAUACAAGAAGUCAACUGAAAAAGCAAGGAAAGAUGAACUUAGGAAAAAGGUUAUACAGGCGUUAAUGGAAAUGCUAGAUGAGUGCAACCCCUAUGUCCAUCAAUUUAGAUCAGCACGUGAUCGUUUUGACACUAAUCCUGAUCAGACAUUUCACAUGCGUAUCAUUAGUAGUCGAGAGAAAGAUGGAAGAACAUAUGAUACUCCUACUGCCUCUGAAGUUGCUGCACUAAUUCCUGGAGAUUUCAAUUUGGACAUGGAUAAAAGGGAUAUUGUGUUGCAAGAGAAACAGACUGGAUGGCUUAAGAGGAUUAGUGAAAUUCACCCUGCUUAUCUGGCUCUUCAAUAUCCUCUUAUCUUUACAUAUGGUGAAGAUGGGUUCAGACUUGGUAUUCAAAAGAGGGAAACAGACGCAACAGCAAAGCUAAAGAGGAAGGCACUCAGCAUGAGACAAUGGUAUGCGUUUCGUUUACAAGAAAGAGAGAAUGAGUGUCAUACACUACUCCAUUCGAGAAGAUUGUUUCAGCAAUUUUUGGUCGAUGGUUAUACUACAAUUGAGGCGAACAGGCUGUUUUAUCUUAGAAUGAACCAGAAAAGUCUCAGAUCAGACAGCUAUGACUCUAUUCAACAAGCUGAAAACUCGGGCAAAACAGAUAUGCAUGAGCAAGGAAGUCGAUUUUUGCUACCAGCAUCCUUUACGGGAGGAGCAAGAUACAUGAAGAAUAUGUAUUUAGAUGCCAUGGCUAUCUGUAAAUAUUUUGGGUUUCCUGAGUACUUUAUAACAUUUACUUGCAAUCCUAAAUGGCCGGAGAUCACCAGGCAUCUACAACCCAGAAAGCUUACUGCUGAAGAUAGGCCAGAGAUUCUGGGAAGAAUCUUUAAAAUCAAAUUGGAAUCUCUUAUGGCAGAUUUAACAGAUAAACAACUUUUGGGGAAGACAUCUUCGGCAAUGUAUACGAUUGAGUUCCAGAAACGUGGCCUACCCCAUGCACACAUUCUUUUAUUCAUGCAUCCUAAUUCUAAGAUUAGAACAAACGAUGACAUUGACAGAAUCAUCUCCGCAGAAAUUCCUGAUAAAGAAAAAGAGCCAGAGCUUUACGAAGUGGUUAAGGACAUGAUGAUCCAUGGUCCUUGUGGAGCUGUUAAUUUGAACUCUCCAUGCAUGGAGAAUGGGCAAUGUUCGAAGCAGUAUCCUAAGCCCCAUGUUGAAAAAACAUAUGUGAACAAGGAAGGAUUUCCAGUUUAUAGAAGAAGGAAAGAGGGGAAUGGAUUUAUAGAGAAAAAAGGAUUCAAGUGUGACAACACCAAUGUCAUACCUUAUAACAAGGAGUUGUCUCUUCGUUAUCGAGCUCACAUUAAUGUGGAAUGGUGCAAUCAGAAUGGUGCUGUAAAAUACUUAUUCAAGUAUAUUAAUAAAGGGCAGGAUCGUGUUACUGUUGCUGUUGAACCUCCGGAUAAUGGUUCGUCCAAAGAAAAUAGUUCUACUGCGACAAAUGCAGCUUCAAAAGAGGAGAGUAAAAAUGAGAUCAAAGACUUUUUCAACUGCAGGUUUUACAUCUAUGACUAUAAUUGUUUUUACAGAUAUGUAUCUGCAAGUGAAGGUGGUUGGAGGAUCUUUCAGUUCCCAAUACAUUAUAGAUCAACUCCAGUUGAGAGAAUACAAUUUCACCUACCAGGAAAACAGAUCAUUGUUUUUAAGGAUGAUGACACAUUCGAAGAAGUGACCAGCCGAAAACUCAUUGAAAAUACUAUGUUUAUGGGCUGGUUCGAAUUGAAUAAGGUUAGUGAAGUUGCUCGGACUCUGAAUUUAGCUGAGAUUCCAACAAUGUUUACUUGGAAUAAAAAGGAUAAGAAGUUUCAUGAUAGAAAGAGAGGAUUUAGUAUUGGUAGAAUCAAUUAUGCACCACGUAAGAUCGAAGAAGCUUUCUACAUGCGUGUCUUGCUAAACAUUGUUAAAGGUCCGUUUGAGGAUAAGGACAUAAGGACUUUCAACAGUGUUGUCUAUGAAACAUAUAAAGAGACAUGUUUUGCAAGAGGGCUACUUGAAGAUGAUCAAGAAUAUAUUGAUGAGCUUGUGAGGAAAAGUUUUACUGGUUCGGGAUCAUACAUGCGCCAUGCAUUUGUGAUCAUGUUAAUGUCGGGUACUUUGUCAAAGCCUGAAGAGGUGUGGGAGAAUACUUGGGAAUUCCUUUCUGAGGACAUUCAAUAUAAACGAAGGCAGCAACUGCAUCGACCAGAUCUUUGUUUGUCGGAUGAAGAAAAAAAAGAAGCAGCACUUAUAGAGAUCGAAAAGAUUUUAAAAAGUAAUGGAACUUCUUUGGCGAACUGGACGUCUAUGCCACAGCCAAUCCCAGACAUCAUAAAUGAAAACGUGCUGAUUUUGGAUGAGCUCAGUUACAACCGGGAGGAGUUAAGAGCCGAUCAUGAUCGUGACUUUCCAAAACUCACUGAUGAGCAAAGGAAAAUCUAUGAUGAGAUUACCGAUGCUGUUUUUAAUAAGAAAGGAGGUGUGUUUUUUGUUUAUGGGUUUGGUGGAACUGGAAAAACCUUCUUGUGGAAACUGCUUUCUGCUGCUAUCAGAAUGAGGGGUGAAAUCUGUCUGAAUGUGGCUUCAAGUGGAAUUGCUUCUCUAUUGCUACCAGGAGGAAGAACAUCACAUUCCAGAUUCGGAAUUCCUAUAAACCCAGAUGAGUUUUCUUAUUGCAAUCUGGUACCAGGAACUGAUCAGGCGGACUUGGUGAAAGCAGCCUCGCUUAUCAUCUGGGAUGAAGCUCCGAUGAUGAGUAAGCACUGUUUUGAAUCUUUGGAUAGAAGCAUGGCAGAUAUCAUUGGAAACAAAGAAAACCUACCAUUCGCCGGAAAAGUAGUUGUCUUUGGUGGAGAUUUUAGACAAGUACUGCCAGUUAUUCAUGGAGCUGGAAGACCGGAAAUAGUUAUGGAGGCACUUAAUUCUUCUUAUCUCUGGAAGCAUGUUAAAGUUUUAGAGCUCACAAAGAACAUGAGACUGUUCUCAAAUGAUCUCACACCUGAAGGUACAAAAGAAUUACAAGAGUUUUCGCAGUGGAUUUUAGAUGUUGGAGAUGGAAAAAUUGGCAGUGGAAACGAUGGUGAAGCUCUAAUCACUAUUCCAGAUGAGUUUCUAAUUCUUGAUGCUGAUGAUCCAAUAGAUUCUAUAAGCAGAGCAGUGUAUGGGGAUGCUGUUUCUUUACUGCAGAAUAGAGAACCUAAGUUUUUUCAAGAAAGAGCAAUACUUUGUCCUACUAACGAAGAUGUGAACAUGAUUAAUCAGCACAUGUUGGACAAGCUGCCAGGUGAGGAAAGGUUCUAUUUGAGUUCUGAUUCUAUAGACUCUUCAGACAGGUUUUCAAAGAAUGACCAAGCUCUUACUCCAGAUUUUCUGAACAAAAUCAAGGCAUCAGGUUUACCUAACCAUAGUCUCAGAUUGAAGAUAGGGUGUCCUGUGAUGUUGCUUAGAAACAUUGAUCCUAUUGGGGGACUAAUGAACGGUACUAGACUCCAGAUUACUGAAAUGUAUGACUUCAUGAUACGGGCAAAAGUCAUUACAGGGGAGAAAGUCGGUCACACUGUUUAUCUUCCUAGACUCUCAAUAACACCUUCAGAUAAAAAAAUGCCGUUCAAGAUGAGGAGGAGACAACUACCUAUUGCUGUGGCAUUUGCUAUAACAAUCAAUAAAAGCCAAGGUCAAUCACUUUCAGAGGUUGGUUUGUUUCUACCGAGACCUGUUUUCUCUCAUGGGCAGCUCUAUGUGGCUAUUUCUAGAGUGACUUCUAAGAAAGGACUGAAGAUUUUGAUUGUCGACGGUGAAGGCAAGCCUCAACGUCAAACAAUGAAUGUGGUAUUCAGAGAGAUAUUCGAUAAUCUUUGAUGUUCGUUUUGUAUUUGUUUCUCUAUCAUCUUAUAUUACUUCCUAUUUGAUACUGAUCUUUAUUUAGUAUUAAGCAAAACAAUUUGAUUCAAACAAGUUUCUAAGAAUAAGGUUAUUUUAAGAAUUUGAACGAUUCAAAAAGUCUAUCAAACAGAUAAAAAAACACCACACUUCAUUCAACAUUCAUCAAACAGCUCCGGUUUUAUCCUAACUACCAUUAUCAGUUCGCAAUCUAAUCUAAACAAUAUGAACCUCUAAAAUG